Neopsephotus bourkii (Bourke's parrot) is the source of this 1833-nucleotide messenger RNA. RefSeq names its product G protein regulated inducer of neurite outgrowth 1 (gene GPRIN1). Lineage: Eukaryota; Metazoa; Chordata; Aves; Psittaciformes; Psittacidae. The record is from RefSeq and is a predicted model, not a curated record. The coding region runs from base 16 to 1557 and encodes 513 amino acids. Gene Ontology annotation, biological process: neuron projection development. The transcript has 2 exons. Gene Ontology annotation, cellular component: plasma membrane.
CUGGUGCCCAGGGCCAUGCUCCAGAUGCCACUCUCCCUGCAGCGGUGCCUGUGUCACAUCCCCCUGCUCCGGCAGGCACAGCAGCGCCUUGAUCCUGCUCCCGGUCCCAACCCGUCUGUGCUGGGAGAAGGUUGGCUUUUACGACCCACAGCGGGACUAGCAUGGGAGAAGCCUUCUCCAGGCAUGGGCAGCGCUAAGGAGCCGGAGGGGCUGAGGCUGCUGAGCUGCCAGGCCGGGGCCGAGGACGCCUGCGAGCCCGGUGCCAGCUCCCCUGGGUGCCCUCCAGUGGGUGAGUGCCUGCCCGGCUCCGGCUGUGCCGCGGGAGGCCGUGCCGUGAGGACCUGCUGUGUGGCUGCACCGGAGGCCCAGGGCACCAUGGCCAGCACAGUGGUGGAGAAGGUGCCAUCGCCGACAGGCCCAGCUCCCAGCACGCUUCUCCGGGACACCGGCACAGAGCCAAGCGUGGCAGCAACGACAGGGACCUGCGGGGGACCAAGUGGCGCUGCCCCAGCCUGUGGCCCCGCGGGGAUGGAGGUUCCCAGCACCCAGAAGAACACGGCCUCCGUGCCCCCCCUGCCCGAGCCCUGCCUCAAGGCACCCAGCAAGGACGUGGGGAGCGCGCCGGCUCCUGCCAAACACGUGGCAUUUGCGGAGCCUACCGUGGCUGCUGGAGCAGCAGCGGAGCUUCCGAGCCAGGGUCAGCCCCAGGGUGUCACAGGGACAUCCCUGGGCGCUGCACCCCAGCCAAGGGGUGGUGAAGCUCCCAAGAACCUCCAGGGGGGCACAGCAGAGCCCCCUGGCACCAGCACUGUGGGGAGCAAGGGCAAAAGUGAGUCAAGGUCAAACCCCACUACCCCAGGCCAGGGUAGAGCUGAGGAGAGCCCAGCCCGGCGUGCGGAUGCUGGGAGCGGCCAGCAGCCCCAGCAAAGCAAGCUGCUCUGCGAGUCCUACUCCUUUGAGGUGACCCCACCGCAGGACAGCGGGACGCAGGACAUGGGGACACAAGUGGACAACCGAGCAUCCCUGGUGUCAGUGGCCUUGAGUCCCAUGAGCCCCCCAGGUGGGGCUGCUGCUUUCACCUUCCCCAAGAGGGAGCUGGGCUCUGCUGCCGCCCCAUGCCUGCAGCCCUCCACGAAGGAUGCGGAGAUGCAGGUGUCCAUGCCUGUGGAGACGCGCUCCGUGGCCACUGGCCCCAUGACACCAGUGGCCAAGUCCCCGCAGGCCUCGUACCCCGAGGUGCAUGUGAAGGGGACGGUGGUGGAGGAGACUCCGGAGCCCAUCCGGGAGGUGAGCUGGGACGAGAAGGGGAUGACAUGGGAGGUGUACGGGGCCUCCAUGGAGGUGGAGGUGCUGGGCAUGGCCAUCCAGAAGCACCUGGAGAAGCAGAUCGAGGAGAGGCAGGUGGUGGUACCCCCGCAGAGCACCCGCACCGGCUCCGUCAAGGGGGACCCCCGCAAAGGCGAGGAGCCCAAGAGGCAGCCCAGUGUCUUUCGGGCUCUGCUGCAGAACGUCCGGCGGCCCCGGUGCUGCUCCCGCACCGGCCCUGCCAUGGAGUGAGUUGCUGCUGCUGGGGUGGGGGUGCCAUGGGGCUUCUUGGGGGAGGUGAGGGGGGGGUCCCUGCCCUGGCAUCCUGAGACACCCGCUGCCAGUGUGCAGGGCUCCUGGGGCAGGGGGUGAUGGAGCACUGCAUGCUGCAGCACAGCAUCUCCUUUGCUGGGGGGCCCCCUGGCAGCCUGGGGUCCCCCCACCGACCUAGCCCCAUGGAGGUACCCUGGGAUGUGAUGCUGGUGCCCUGUCUCUGUGCCUGGUGGCAUCUGUCAGCACGAAGAAGCA